AUGAUAUGAAUAGCGGUUUAAUAUAACAGAUAUGACACAUAUGACACUCAAUUGAAAGUACAAACCCUUUACACAACACUUGAAAUGCGGUGUCAUUUGAAUCCAUAUUAAACUUAAGGGCGAGAACUAAAAUGUGGGUCAUUUAGUAGUAACUAAAUGAUAAGGCAAUGCCGGGACUCGUCAUAUUCAAGCGCCGGUGGUCUGUAGGCUCGGAUGACCUCGUGGUGCCCGCGGCUAUACUAUUGUGCAUUCAUGUCAUUUGGCUUAUAGUAUUGUCGGUGACGGCCAGUGCUUGGGACCAAUACCGAUGCCUCACUUAUUUGUAUUACACGUUAGGCUAUAUUAUAAUACUGUUUGGAUGUGUAAUCGUCGAGACAUUUAUUGUGUGGCUGUCGAUGAGGGGCUCUAUUCUCAACACUUUGCCCCGAAGUUCAAUGAAAUAUCUGCUAUACAUCCGAAUCGGAAUAUUUGUGGUGGAAAUUGUUUGGAUGAUUCUGUCGAGUCUUCACAUGCGAAACAAUUUGUUGAACAAUUCCUGCCACAGAAUGUUUGGAGUGGAGGCUCUGUUCGGUAUCAAUGUAUGCAAUGUACUGGUCAUCGGUAUUAUGAUUGUCACCAUUUGGUGCACGUAUGACGCGGCCGGGCGUUCGUGGGUUAAGAUGAAAGUGUAUCAAAACAGCCUCAAAGAGGGUCAGUCCAAGUUUAGGUACAGACGCUCUGGCAAUAGUCAACGUAAUUGGCGGCACCGAAUCGCUGUCCGAGAAUAUCAGGACAGUUGGGACCGUCGAUGUCGGCUACUAUUCUGUUGUGUCGGCGCUAAUGAUCGCCAACAGAACUCAUUCACAGAAAUAGCGAAACUCUUAUCGGAAUUCUUCCGCGAUUUAGAUGUCGUGCCUUCGGAUGUGAUCGCAGGACUCAUACUAUUGCGAAGACAUCAACGCCUGGAGAGACGCGUGAUUGUAGACAAGCGUCAGGACAACACGUUUCAAUUUCUAUCGGGAGUUGCCAUCACUUCUAACACCAAAUUCCUUGACGUCAAUCAUCCCGUUGUCGCCGAAGAGAUUCGAACUUUGAUCCACUUUUUGCACUACGGGUUAGCUGUUUAUGGAUGGCCUAUAUUUAUGAUGAUGAACAGCGCCACCGGCUGUUGUCAACUGUUCCCACACAUGAAGUGCUGCUCCAAGAGUUCCGGCUGUUGUUUGAAUUGUUCGGCAACUAAACGCAUGGCUGAAUCGGAUGAGCGCUUAGCCAUCGACGACAACUGCUGUCAAUGUAAUUACGCGGCGCUCAAGAAUAUGUGCCAAACGCACAACUAUGAGCUCAUUUACGCUACAUAUCACGUGGCCAUUGGAGAGCCGCCAUUCUUUGUGGCUCUCGAUUACGACAAGAGAUCGGUUGUGAUUAGUGUGAGGGGAACGCUAUCUCUACACGACGUUAUAACUGAUUUGAAUGCUGAGGGAGAGCUACUGCCAACAGAUCCCAUACACGAAGACUGGUUGGCCCACAAGGGAAUGGUUGAGGCGGCUCUUUAUAUCCGAAAUAAGCUAAAAGUUGACGACGUUUUGAACAAAGCGUUGAAUUACGCGCCCGAAAGAGGGACGCAAUCGUUUAACAUUAUAUUAGUCGGUCACUCGUUAGGCGCGGGAACGGCAGCUAUUCUCGCCAUUUUGCUCAAACAAGAAUUUCCUGAUUUAAUCUGCUUCGCGUUCGCACCGCCCGGAGGCCUAUUGAGCGCACCCGCCAUCGAAUACACCAAAGAAUUCAUUAUAUCAGUGGUGUUGGGCAAAGAUGUGGUCCCAAGACUUGGUUUGCAUCAAAUGGAAACCUUGCGCUUCGAUCUCAUCAAUGCUAUCAAACAGUGUUUGCAACCAAAAUGGAAUGUCAUUGGAGGCGGCGCUCUAUGUUGUUGUCCUCACUCUUGUCGAGACACUAAACACACUAUUAAUUGCGAAGACGUUUCCGAUUUAAACAGUAUUAGAGAACUGUCUUCGCACCCAAUCGACGACUCGAUAGCACUGACAGUGCAUCCGCCGCUCUACCCUCCCGGACGUAUCAUUCAUUUGGUUAGAAAUCAUCCCAAAAAGUCUGAGAAUUUUGUGGGCAAAAAAGAGCCCAUAUUCCAGGCCUUGUGGGCCGACAAUACAAAUUUCAAUGAAAUAUUGAUAUCUCCGGUCAUGAUUCAGGACCACAUGCCCGACAAGAUGUUAGACGCUCUCGAGAAACUGUUGGUCCACACGGGACCCGCUAAACCUCAAAGAAAAAUACAAAACACUAAUAUAAAUACAAAUGAAAAUACAAAUACUACGAGUUUACCGCACGGCAGCCCCUGUCAGCCCACUAAUAAAGAUACAAACUUUGAAUGUCCACAGAAUAUACUAUUAGAGACUAGUUUUACUGAUUCUCCACUCAUCGCACAAAAUAUCAAAAACGAGAAAAGUCUUACCAAUCGGUCCGUCCGUCCGUCACAUCUGAUGACAUUUGCCGAUACUAUGCGAGUGGAUCUGAUGCGCGACGACUGGUUCGGUGCGGCGCCGUUGGCCUCACCCGAGACGUUGAGCGACGAUACGAGCAGUAUUUCAUCCCGAAGUACAGGUGUGAGAGCGAGUUGGGCCACACUUCCCGUCUUUACUAUUAACGACAAACAAUUAGCCGAACAAAAAGUGGUCAGAUUUCAGCCCAAAGCUAAUCCCGAGUCUCACUAUUCAAAUAUGUCGCACCAAAUAUCAGUGAAUCGUACAAAUGAUGCCAUGAAUAUACCUCUCGGAGACAAUGACAUCAUAAUUAAUCCCAAUAUCAAUAGAAUUGAUGUCUUAAAUAAGAAUUUGUGUGAUAAUCAAAAAGCAAUGAAUUUUAAUUUAAAUUCAUUGAACGCCAAAAGCGAAGACAUAAACGAAAGGAACGGUUUGUUUGGUUUAUUGGAAGUGAAGGACGAGAACUACAAUCCGUCGUCCAAUUCAUCCGAUAAUAACGUUCAGGAUUUGAAUUCCGGAGAAAUAUUGAAUUCUAGGUGUGAAUCGACGAAUGAAAACGAGUCGUUGGCAGCAAUACAUCGCUGUUCUUCCGAUACCGACAUGAGUUUGAAUUGUGACCCAAAACCACAGCCAUUACGAAGAAGUCACGAGGAAAUCCAUUUAAACAAUUUGGACGACACGGCAAACGUGUUUGAGGGCCGAGUCCUCAAUAAUAACGAACAAACUAUUCGUUCAAAUGACACCAAUUCUGGAGAAGUGUCGCCGACUUUACAAAUACUUUUUCAUAAACUGCUGACCAUUGAGUCAAUUGAGUCGCCGACCAGUGAAUCGGCCGCUAAUGCGACGGAAUGUGAUCCCGACGUCAAUGCAAAUCAAAUUUCUAGUCAUUUUACUGGCAAUCAGUUCUGAUUUUUAAAACUGAUUUU
Medioppia subpectinata is the source of this 3397-nucleotide messenger RNA. Lineage: Eukaryota; Metazoa; Arthropoda; Arachnida; Sarcoptiformes; Oppiidae. The record is from the annotation of a GenBank genome assembly.